Molecule: messenger RNA, 2535 nt
Organism: Orbicella faveolata
Lineage: Eukaryota; Metazoa; Cnidaria; Anthozoa; Scleractinia; Merulinidae
Cellular component (GO): plasma membrane
Source: RefSeq, a predicted model, not a curated record
AUUCGGGACUAUUCGCUGUUCGCUAUUCGCGACUAUUCGCUAUUCUCUAUUCGGGUUUUCCAGACACCCCUUUCCCGACCGUGUUAAAUUUCGCCCUGGGGAAUUGCUUGGCUGCUAAGUACACAGUUUGAAGAAUCUCUCAAAGUCCAAGUUUGGGAGAAGGCUGUUACGCAAAGGGUAACAGUAUAUGUGGCGACAUUACAUUACAUUAGCAAAAUUUUGAGGUAGGACUCCAUCUGGGCUACAGAUUUUGCAGCAGAUAAUUCCACUCACACAAGAAUUUCAUUUUCGAUCGAGCGUUCGAAAGUGAUAUACGACAUGUCCGAGCCGCAAGCACUCUUCUAUUUUGUCGCUUCAGCACUUCUUUUACUUCCAUCACAAAUACACUCACUUCAUUCUGGAGACUUCAAAGUGCUGAUCUCAAGCAGUGGCUCAACAAAACUAGGAGAAAUAACAGCGUUUGACGCUGAAGUUGUACUGAAUUCGAAGCCUAAAACGCGAACAAGACAUGCUUCAAAUGAAAAUAUAACCUACGAAUUCUUCUGGAAAGUACCUUCCGGGCCGUGGAUAAAGCACAGUCAGUCUACGCAUAGAUGGGAUAGCUUUUGCUGGCGAUGGAGCAGUGGUGGACAGAAAACAGUUUCUGUUUAUGUGCGGAUUCUUGUUUGGAGUUAUCCAGAUUCCACGGAUGAACGAAGAUACCACAAUGGCUACAACUCCUACUACGCAAUGAACCGUACAGAUGUUACAGUUACUGGAUCCGACGAUGACAUUAUACCGGUAAUUGCAGUUUUGGAUGCCCACCAGGAUUCUCCAGAAAACAAAAAUGGAAGCAACACAGACCAUGAGACUUUUGUCGCAGGAAUGGUGCACUUGAAAAUUAUCAUUAAGAAACCUCAAGAUUUAGAUCUUGAAGGGAUAACAUUCGACUGGUGUUUUGGAGAUGGCUCACAGUUGCAUAAUUCACAACUUCAAAAUGUGACUCAUAAUUUUACUACCGUCAGAUCUUGUACCAUCAAUGUUACUAUCCAUGGAAUGAGCCUACGCAGAUUCUAUUUUGGAACUGCCAAUAAAACAUUAGAAUUUACAGCCAAUAUUACACCCUAUUUGGAAAUUAAGAGUUCUACUGGACCUAAGCUUCCGUCUGGUCAUGCAAAUGCAGUAGCCAAGAACAGUCCAGUUACAUUUGAGGUGAAAUUUAAGGAUCCAUUUGAGGUGAUAACUGGGGUAUCUAUUGACUGGAAAUUUGGCAAUGGUACUUUGGUGAGACGCAGGAAAAACACAACAAUUGUCCAUGCAUAUGAUAAAGAAGGAAGCCAUAAGUUGUGGGUGACUAUCAGGGUAGAUACCAAAUAUUUUGAAAAAACGCCCAAGUUAGACCCAAUUAUCAAGACUCUGUAUGUAAAAGAACGUGUAUUUCUUGCGGUGCAGCACAAACCUUUGCUGCAAGAUAAAAUGGUUGUAUUCAACAUCUCUUGUAAUGGAAGCCUUCCUGUAUCCUUUCAAUGGUGUGUUUCAAAACAGUGCAACCUGCCACCUGGAGAUAUUUGCAGUCCUACCAUGGAGCACAAAAACUCUUGUAGCUUGAUAGUAAAUCACAUGUUUCACGAUUUUGGCAAGUAUUGUGUCCAUGUUGGGGUAAUGAAUGACGUCAGUGGCACAAACACAUCUCUCAUGGUAAAAAUCCCAGGUGAUCCGAGACCUAAGCACAGCACUGGCAAAAUUUCAGCUGGAACGCUUGUUUCCCUCUUUGUUGCCGUCCUCUUGCUAAUAACUGUUGUGGUAAUAGUUGUGCGGAAAUGGAUUUAUACUGGGAGAGAAAAGACAGAAAGGGCUGACUUUGAUUUCAGAGAUGAAGAUACUGCAAGUUUGUCCUCUGUUGAUUUGUAUGGCAAACACUCUUGUUUUCCAAGGUGUGGGGUGUGGGGCUCUUGUACAAGGCAAGAAUGUGUUCCACUUCGAAAUCAAGCUGGAGAUUACAAACCGUAUACACUAUAACCUCUUCACUGGUUUUAAAGUGCCUUUACUGUGGAUAGUUAGCAGUGAAAGGUCUUUUUUUAAAAGUGUUUUUUAAAAAGUUAUUUUAAAUCAUGAUUGAAUGUUGCAAUCCCUCAAGGAUACCAAGUAACUGCUAAGUCUUGAAUUUAGAACAUCUAUACAGUUUUGUUAGUACAUGUCAAUCAUAAAAGUGACAAAAAUGAUCAUGAACUUUGCAAGAAUGCAUAAAAGUACAAUGUAGAAGAUAAAUUAGUCUAUUUAUUAAUAUAUUUUGUGCCAUAUAUUCUACAGAGUUAACAUCAACAUUAGAGUCAGAGCAUUGAAAGUUUUAUAAAUAUUUGUAAAAAGAAAAUAAGGUAAAUAAAGAGGGCAAGUAAUAAACAAAACUAGUUGUGUAAGCUGUUUGAGAUUGCUUGUAAUAAUGUUAUCACCUUCCUCAUCAUCACUGGUCCUUGUUACAGCAUGUGAAAAGGAUGAACCAUGCGCUUCUUUUUGGGCCCCUCUCCAACAUUGGAGUGAUCAUCUUCACAGGAUAAA